AUGUUGACUGUCUUAGCAAAAAUGCAUGGAAUCCUUCCACAUUUCCCAAGAGACGGUAGCGUACAUAGUGCCGAUGAAGCAGCCGCUGCUCUGCUGGUAAAAUACGCACAGAUUUUCGAACUCACAGUUCGUUCCUGUCACACACCUUCAUUCACUUUACCGACUCUAUUUAUUGCACGUGUAAUCUUCAACCCAGCAAAUGUGCCAAGGAAUUCGCUCUCACUGCGUGGUCACAGCUGUCCGGGAGCCGACAACAUUCGCCCGAUGGAACUUUUAGCUGCAGUCACUAAACCAACUGAGCUCUUGUCGCGCUUCAAUGAACAACUAGUCCCACCAUGUGAACGAAUG
Dicrocoelium dendriticum is the source of this 348-nucleotide messenger RNA. The record is from the annotation of a GenBank genome assembly. Lineage: Eukaryota; Metazoa; Platyhelminthes; Trematoda; Plagiorchiida; Dicrocoeliidae.